CACUCCGGCGGCGGCCGACGGAACCGCUAGGCCGUGCGAGGCGAAGCUAUUCGAGCCAGCGCAGUUGCGCGACCGUCUCACGUCAGUUGUGUUCGAGUUGUCGGCGUGGGAGGGGUUGUGAGUUUUCCGCUCGUAAUCUUCCUCGCUACUCUUUCGGCCGGCUCUGGUCUUUCGUAGAACUCCCCCGGUCGCAACUCGAACCAGAUACUCAUUUUUUGGUGUCGGUUUAUUUUGACGCGAAAGCGGUGAUGACUUUGAAUUGGCAGAAGGCUCGUUGUAGCAGGGCCAACAAAACGUUGCCGUACGCGUAUCGCGAUUAAAUGUUCCUUGGAUCAUUGAUCCAACCUUUUAGAAGUUAAACCCAAACAAACUAAAACUGCAUAGAAGUGUAUAAUCGUGUUGUAAUACUUAGUGUCAUAUUUGAGUGUUAUCAUACAUACAUAUACUUCUUCUUGUGUCUGGCUAGUGUUUGUGCGUUAGUUAACUAACUAUUAGUGGAGAUUUUUUUCUCCGAUACUUAUCGUCGUAACUGACUGCCCUAGGUAUUGCACGUAAAUAAGCAUAGAUUCUUUAUCAUGAGCCCAUUUCUUGAAACAUCAGGACCUUGCAUCACUCUGUAGACCAAUCGUAACAUUACAAGUUAUUUUGUUGUGUGUCAUGUUUUUUAUCGGGUGUGUGAAGUGCCGUUGAAUUUUUUUAAAGAAGAACUUGAAGCAAAAAAACAAACCAGAGAAAAUUGUUUUCGGCUCGUCGUAUCUGUUCAUCAGUUUCUGUACAGGCGGCGCUCGGGGCAGGCGCUGCCAUGAGGGCCGCCCGCUGGGUGCUGCUCAGCUGUCUGCUGGUCGCCGCGCACGGCGGCUGUCUGUUCCCCAGCCAGUGGUCGGGCCGCUGGUUCCAGUCCGGGGUGCCGCACCUCAUAGCCAUCAACACCAGCGUGAUGGAGACCAAGGGCCAGUGCGUGGAGAACCUCAACGACAAGUACAUCAUCGAGGACAAAAUGGAUAACUGCCAUCGCUGUCUUGUCAUCUACGAAAAACACCCCAACGUCUUGCAGUACAAAGAAACCUACUGCGACCAGAAGGACAGCCUGGACAGGCUGUGCAGCCUGAUCCCGGGCGACGCCACGCUCAUCUCCAUGUUCCGGUCGGGCGCCGGCGCCACGCAGUGCCCCUUCAAGGGCGGGCCGCCCUACACCUUCAGCUACAACAAGGGCUCUGGCGAGUGCUCGCAGCCGCCCUCCAUCGUCGACUCGUGCACCGACGAGUCGCGGCUGCUGCUGCGCUACCAGGCCUGCCCGGACGUCUACGGCACCGAGAGCACCACCGAGGAGCUGGUGUGCCUGGCUUCGUGGAAGGACGGCAACACGCGCUACCUGGUGGGCAAGAUCUACCACGCCAUGGCGCACAGCGACGAGGACCGCUACCGCUGCUUCGCCUACGAGAAGCACGCCAGCCCCGGCUCCAAGCACGUCGUCUACAACGUGGCGCAGUCGGGCGAUGCCACCUGCAACGGCCUGCUGUCGGCCACCGAGGGCUCGCGCACCAUGAAGCUCGUCGAGGUGGAGAACCACUCGACGCGCUGCCGCUACCCGGCCUGGGUGACGGACCACCACCACUGGCACACGCUCGACCACCGCCACUCCUACCACUUCUCCACCAAGAACGCCACGCUGAAGAUCACGGAGGAGGCGGCGCCGGCGGGCGGCGGCGCGCAGGAGGGCGGCGCCACCGUCGAGAAGCGCGUCGUGUGCCACACCAUGGAGGCGUCCACGGAGCGCCAGGCCAUGCUCGUGGCGCACCUCACCACCGGCUGCCAGAGCGGCUACGUGUGCAUGGUCUUCUACCGCCGAGACUGGCACGUGCUGGAGCUGCAGAUAUCACACCCGUGGACACAGAUACCAGAGGAAGCCUGCAUGCCCCAGAACUUCAACCCAUCGGCUCUGCCCUUCACGACACUCAUAACGGCCACGCCGCGGUCACGGCAGUGCCCGUACCUGGGCCGCUACUCGGUGACGGGGGCAGCGGCGGGGCGGCAGCACCUCGGCGGAGGCGCGGGAGGCGGCCCGCCCCCGGCGGCGGCUCCGGUGCGGGGGGCGGAGGGCGGCGAACCGUGCGGCGAGCGACAGCAGCAGUUCCACACGCUCGCCGUGGGCUGCGCCGCCGCAGACAAGAUGGAGUUCCACUCGGCAUGUGGCGCGGAGCCCGUCUCCACGUACUCCUGCCACGGCAGCUGGGAGGACAACGGCACCAGCUACCUGAUCGUGUCGCCGUCCAGCCGCAAGUCUGUGGGAGCGCGGCGGUACUGCUUCAUCUACACGGAGGCUGGGGUGGCGGGGGCAGACGAGCGCAUCCCAGCGCUGCAGGUGACCAGCGUCACUGAGUCCUGCCACCGAAACGCACCCCCGUCGCGCCUCGCAUGGACCUUCAACCUCACCGCCUACGGUCAAUGCAGCGAGUCCUCGGCGGAGCGGACUCUCGUCCCGUCCCUGCAACUGCUGUUGGCCGUGGUCGCGCGGCUCGCAGCGCUCCACUCCAGAUGAUGGUAGACGCCAUCCCAUCACGCACGCCGGCUCAAACCAGAGUUCUCUAGGCAAUUGUUGGAAGGGUAACGCGGGGCAUGCGGGCGGCGCGUGAGGGGAGGGGCGAUGUGUUUCCCUCCCCCCCUCCUCCCCUCUUGGCGACACGCAAUCGAGUGCAUUCCGUUCCUGAACCGUCGUUAACUGUUUUACGUGAAGGACCGCAGACUGAGUGUGGAUGUAGACGGGUUUUGUCUGUGAAAUGAAACCACUAUGCAAACUAAACUUUAAAAAUUAAAAGUAACUACGAACCAAAAGGGAACUAUAAGUGCCUACCUUGUAAAAAACUUUGGUAGUAAAAAAAAUUGAUGUGCUACCCCCUGAUAUAAAAAAUAUUAAGUGAGCAUAUUGCACUGUUAUUUCUGUUGGGUGGACAAUUUUUCUCUUGAUGUAAAGUGAAGGUCAUGAAUUUUGUUUCUGAACUAUGCAAGUUAGUUCUUGGGAGAAAAAAUAAAAAAUAAAUCUGAAGAUUUAAAUGAUGGCAAAAUUUUGAAGUGUAGUGUGGGGUGUAGGUAAAUUUGAAAGCUUCACAUUUAAAACACUGUAAUGUAUACGAAAGAAAAUUAACCAUUUGACAUUUGCUUUCAAUGUAAAAUCACAAUUCUCUGGGAAGAAAAAAAAAAAUAAUAAUUUCACUAAAGCUCUUCAAACUUUUUUUUUUGCACUGUAAAAAUUAUAAUGAUGUUUGCUACUUUUGUGGGAACAAAUCAGCAUAGUGCUGAAAUUAGCCAAAAUCAUUGUACAUUUAUAUGUGUACAUUUAAAUUUUUUUCCUUAAAUAACUUUUUUUAAUUGUUGCCAAUGAAAUAUUUUAGACAUUGUUAAUAAAAAUAGUGAAACAUUAUCUUCUUAUUUACUAAUUUAUGUAGCAUGCUAGUUGAUACUGUGCACAUAAAUUUGUCAAUCAGCCAGUAACUAAUUAUUGUUGUAUGUUUCAAGAGAAUUUUGUUUUUGACAAAAUUGAAAUGACUAAAAACGGGAUUGUCACUGUCAGAUGAUUAUCGUUUACAGAAGGAAUUAUCUUUUUCAAAUUUACUAUUAUUUUUCUACUUAGCAAUGCUGGUAUUUCAUAAUUUUGAUUCACUAGCUGUACCUGCAACAUCACUCUGUAAUUCAGGAUAACGAGGCCAAUAUUGCAAAAAAUGGAGUGAGAAGUCACAAAAGAAUUUUAAAAAGAUUCUUUAUGCACGCUUAACUUAACACAUCACCUAAAUAUAGUGAAGUGUACAGUACUGCACAUAGUCAAACUCACUUCUGUGUGAGCUAUUGCUUUCUAAACCUAAACUCACCGAAUCAUUGCCUGUUUUACUUUUGUCUAAAACUUAUCUUACUUUUCACAUUAAAAAUUUUAAUUUAAUAAUGGAAAAACUUAUGGUCGUUGCAGAUGUACACAAACACAUAGUUGAACAUUUCUCAUUAUACUCUUUCAGGUAUCACGAGAUCAACAAAUGUUUACACUUUCGAAAAGGUAGCUACUGAGCAUCCACACAGCUUUGUUUUUUUAGGUGACUUAGGAAGAAUCUGGAAUCUGAUCAACUAGUCUCUCUAAGUUUUAACCAACCAUGAGAAUUUUUUUUUUUUCUUUUCCAAAAGAUACCGUUUAUCUGAAAGGAGUAUUUGAUUGCAUUAAGUAACACAAUAUAGUAUAAAUGCACAACUUUUACAUGAUUCUGACAUGUUUUCGCUCUUUGAACAACGUAUUUAAUAAUCCACAUUCUAAAUUGUAUAGAUUUCUUUUGAACACAGCUGGACAAAGGUGAAUGAGCACUGGAUUUCAAACUUUUCAAUUUGGUUGGAUAUUAAAAUUUCACUCUCAAUUGCCCAAAGAAGUAAAACUUCAAAAAGGGCAACCUAAAACUAUAUUUUAAACACUGCAUGAUUUUACAGUAAAUUAUCUAUUAUUGAUUAAUUAGUUAGUUAAUGUAGUAAAUUCCAGUAGCACUAACAACCAAAUUACAAAGGAAUUUCGUAAGUGUUGAAAAUAAAACUGUCAGAACUCAUGCCAAACUGCAAACGUAAUAUGAAGAAUUAAGUCAGGAAUCACAGUCAUUUUAAUAAUUAUAUGUUUUGAAUGCAAAAUACUCAAAAACUACAUACAGUGUUUGCGCUUUUUAAGUACAUAAUUAACAGUGGCUAAACAUAAUGAAUUACACAUUGUGCACUUGAUGAAAAUGAUGCCUACACUAAUUUCAUAACUUUUCAUUUUGAUAAGUGUUCUGUAAAUUAUUAAUGAACUUAUGGCGUCAAAUAUCAGUACAUUGUAUGUUUGAUUUAUUUGGAUGAAUAUUUUUAAAGUGCUAUACAAGGGCAUAUCCAGUUCAAAACAUAAAGAUAGUGUUUAGAAAUUCAACCUCUUUCAUGGGGAGGAGGGUCCAUGGUGAGAUACAAUAAUAAACAGUAACAGAAGGAAUACCAUCAUUUACUAAAAAAAUUACAAGUGAGUGCUUUCUGCAAGCAAAUUAUUAACUGAUUGUGAUAAAAAAUGUCACAAAUGUUAUACACCAUACUUUUAUUACUACCAUACGGCUAAACUUCAUCUAAAUGCAAUGGGUAGUCUUGUGAGAUGCUGUGACAGAUUAGGAGACAAACAAGCAUACAAACUCUUUAUCACUUAUUCAGUUGCCUAGAUAUUUCUACCCAUAUUUUUCUUCCUGCCUGAUUAAUUUCAGAGAUAUGAUUUCUUACUAUAAACCCAAACUUACCCCUUUUCACUUCAUUAGGAGUGACAUUUUGUAAAUAUGUACAGCCUAUAUGUUAACCAGUAGUUGGGGUAUCUCGGUUCCAAAUUUUGUAUCAAAAUCCAUGGAACAGGUUUUGCAUGAUAAUUAAAAAAUUAACAGAUGAAAAUUUGAAAAUUUUUGGUUGCUGUGCCAAUUUUGUUUUCACCUAUUAUUUUUUUUCUUUUCUUUUUCCAAAAUACUGUUAAUACAGUACAGACACAACUCUAUUCAGAUUUAUUAUAAGUAUAGAUAAAGACAGACAAUGUUACGAACUAUCUUAAUGCUGAAUAACUCUACUAAGGCAUUGUAGCAUACUGUCACUAUGUUGUCUUUUGUUACAACUAUUUUUACUGACCUACUCACUUUUAAAUUUGAUAGUCUCAACGAUUGUAUAUUUAAAACUCACAAUCCAUUUUCUAAACAUUUCAUAAUUUUUUAAUGUUUUAAUACAAAGAAAACAUUUAUUGCACAACUGCACCUGAUAAUUCAAUAAAAUCUCUUUAAACCAGCUUUAUUGCUUGCCAUCAUGAAUGGUGAAAGAACGCCCUCACUUUGGCAGAGACAUAAACCAAUAGCAACACUAUUCUCAUUGUCCACUUAAUUUGUUGUAAUGUUAUUAUGCAAGGUAAUAUAUUGCAAAAAAAAUUCUGUAGUGUCAAAAGUGUACGAUACAAUAUUUUUUUAAUUAUGUAGUAGAUAGGUUUGUCUCAUAUAAUAUUUGCUAAAAAUUUAUCAUGAUUCAAGUAUGAAAUUAUUUACACUUCCAGUCUUUUACAUUCUCUCACAUUCUUAAAGGUUCUUCAUUAGCCUUUAUUUUUAUAAAAAAAAAAAUUUACAUUCUUCUGCAGAAACAGAAAAUUGUUGAGGGUUUUUAUGGAAUGCACUGUUGCAAUUGUGCAUAAAGGUCUCGAAUUUAGACAAAAUGGCUCUAAACGAAAAAUGUCAUAUACUUAAAUAAUCACAUUAUUGUAAAUUGUAAAAUGUGUUUAAACUAUCUGACAGUUGGCAAUCCUGUACCUUGCUUGCAGUUGACAACUUUCGAAGUACACAGCCAGACAACCUUCUAAUUAAAAUGUUUAUAAGGUGUCUAACACUCUUAAAAUCAUUUAGUUUAGUAAUGAUGCAUCCAGGGAUGGAACUAAGCUUUAUUGCAGCCGGGACAUAAAUUGUGUUUAGGGCUCCCCCCAACACCAAGAGAAAUAAACAUACCAUGCGUAAAGUUUUUACAUCCGUUUAUGAUAUAUGUACAAUUUUAAGUUAAUUAGAUAAUACUCAAUAUUGUUUUUUUCUGUAUAUUUUAUUUCACACCUUUUUUAAUCUACAAAAAACAGUUUUCGACCCAUCCUGCACCCCCUCUAACCCGGCACCCGGGGCAGGGUACACCCUCUAUAUCCGACUCUGGAUACGGAGGAGCUCCAAGCAGUACAUUCCUCUCCUUAGAUAUGUGAGCUAAUAGCAGAUAGCUGGAGAUGCGAGUGAACAAAUCGAACACUAUUUUCGUGGAAUGAAAUAUGAUGUUACUUCCAGGAAAUGAAGUAUGAGUCAAAUCGAGUGCUAAACAAAUAUAUAUUUUUAUUUUUACAAUAUGAACUAAUGUCAAUAAGAAAACAUAAUAUUAAUAAUUAGGCUUGUACAACACACAUAAUAUAAAAACUUGACUUGUAGUUGGUGUGGUAUAGUGUUUGUUGUUGGACUAACUCUUACUAUAAAGCAGGAUGAUAAAACCAGAUGCAGAACACAAAAACAUAACUUAAAGUGACUUCUAUAUCUAUUUAAUAAUAUAUUUAUUGAUAUUGAAUAUUUAUCUGAUGUAUUACAAUUAGCAGAUAACUUGUCAAAUUAAUAUGGUGCAAAAUUAUAAACAAAAAUACUCUCCAAUGCUUAUACAGUAAAACAUGCACAAAAUAGCAAUAAAAUGAAGGAAUGAAAAAAAAACUGCAACCCAACAGGGACUGUGAAUCAAAGCCUUAAAAGAGUGGACAACUCGAAUCCAGAAGCAUUUUUCUGGAAAUGCUCCAAAAGUGUCCAGUUAGCAUGCAGAUGCAAAAUCAAACAUUUCUUUUCACAAACAGUUUAGGUACAAAUUAUGUUUAGUUAACAGUCCGGCUUUCUUUGGUUGGGCAUGUUCAGUAGUCCCGCAUUAACUGAGCUGCUUGCAUUCAGAUUUGUUUGAGUCAAUUAAGGAAUUUUCAAACCUUGAGUGUCAGCUAUAAUUCUUCAGAACUCAUCAAUUUGUGCAUAACAGUAUUAUUUUUUGAAGAAAAGAUCUGAACACAGCUGCAAUCAGACAUCAGAAAAUUUUUAAAACAAUAAGGAUUUAUUCUUGCCAUAGAGCAGAUAAUUAAAAUUGGUUUUAAACAUCAUUGUACUGUAUACUAGUUUUCUUAGGUAUUUACGUUGAAAUAACAUUGAUGUUCACUAAUCUAGCAUGGCCAUUGACCAGAAUGUGCUAUAUUAAAGAACCUUUACUUUGAUUGGUUUUUCACACUAAAUAUCCCACCUGGGGUCUGAAACUUCUUGCACCAGACUGCAUAUUUGGCAUCAUUUCAUUUCUGAAUACAAUCGGUGAGACUGAAACUCCUUCGCUGCCUCCGAACGCUCAUCUCAGCUCCAGCAAAGAUCAUUAAGGAAAACUACACAUGUUUCUGGCUGUGACUCCGUCAAGGUUGUCAUGAACAGAUCUGUUGGAAUUUCACGAGUUCGUUUUAUGGUAAUGCUAGACUUACAAGUUGUAUGUGCAUUCUAGACUUUGUCUUUUAUUGAAUCACUGAAAUCACAUGAUACCACAUUUUUUUUCAAAUGGACAGUGUUUUGAUAUGCUUGAUACACUCAUUAUGUUGCAGAUUGUUAAUAAAUGGGUCAGUCUUCCAGAUCAUGUAAAAAAAAAUACUUUCCUAAUUCUUAAACCAUAUUGAGAAGAAUAUAUGAAUACUUCAAGUUUCUGAUAACAUCACAUUGACUCGUGAAAUUCCCCCACGUCUAACAACAGAAUGCUGCGAUUCUGAAUGGUUUCACUUUGGCUGAUUCGAAAAUGUUUAGUCUCAGUAAACUAACCGGCUUUAAGUUGAAGCAUGUGUAGAGCAUAACUGAUUUAAUGAUCUAGGCCAUAGAUGGCGAACCUUAAUUGGUGAACGUGCCAUUUUUUAUAGAAAAGAAAGGUUAUGACGUGUUAUCAAAGAAUCUUGACCUAGUGAUAAUAAUAAUAAUAAUAGACAGAAAUAAAACUAGAGGCUAUUAACUUAAAAAUUCUUUAUUUGCAACUCAAAAUUUAUACAGCAAUCAAAAUGUUUACUGAUUCAUGUUUAUUUAAAUAAAAGAAAAGAUUAGUGUGAUUUCUGCUGUUGCAAAUUAAAUGCUAAAUAUCUUAUAUUAAGCUCAUACUUUGUUACUUUAGCAAUCAAGUACAAGAUUCUUUGAUUAUUGGCUUGCCUGAAUAAUUUUGUCGUGUGACAUCACUGGCAUUGGUUCGCCAUCCAUGAUCUUGGCUAACAGGCUCUUGAAAAUGAAAUUUUUAUCAUUAUUAAUUUAUUAUUAUUAUUAUUAAGUCAGCUGUGAUACUGUAAUGAAGACUUAUUAAUUUUUGUGAAGAUUGUCAUUAAAUAAUGUAAUAACUUUGCUAUUAUUUUAACUUCAGACCAUAACAGUUUAAUGUAAAUAAAAAUUUUUUUUCAGUAUUAUAGAGCUUUUUUUAUUGUGGUAAAGAGAGUAAUAGAUACUUCCUAUUGCUGAUUGCGAUUGGCCUAAAAAAUGUACACUACUGUGAAUCACUAUCCAGAUGUGCACGAACGUCGCGGUACAAGUUUCCGAGAUAAUGCCGCUCAAUUCACCCCUUCCCCGCCCCUACAUUCUCCUUCCUGGUUACCUGUUGGAUGCGACUGUUAAGGUGAUUUCAAUAUGUUUGAUAUAAAAACUAUUAAGAAACUUUUAAUUACUAUCACGGCUAGCAUUGAAAGAGUAAAACAUGCCUCACGAGGCAUUUGCUUUGCAAGUGUGUGCGUGUGUGUGUUUUUUGUAAUGGGAUAUUCUAAUGUGUAAAUAAAGUGUAGAUGGGACGAAUACUACAGGGAGAAAUAAAAAAUCAAAUGGUUCAUACUCCACAUUGGAGAGAGAGAGAGGGAGAGAUUCCACGAUGCUGAAAUAUUUCUGGAAUGUUCGUUAACUCAUGGAAUUAUUGUGUUUUCUGUUUUGAGAAAUGUUGCUAAUCCUUUUUUUUUAAUUACUCAGCUUGCUGUAAAUGCUCAAAAUGGAUCGGUACGUCGUGAAAUUAUUUCUCGAAAUAAAAUGGCUGACUGGCUGGUUUCUUUGAUUGCCCCCGACUGUAAAUUUGCUGUGGCUCAAAAAUAAUAGCUGAUAGUCAUGCAUGAAAUUAGUUGAAAAGAAGCACUGUUUUGCACAUACCAAAGAAGGGGAUAAAAUUCACAACAGCAUUUUUAGCUGAUUCUCAUGUUUUAAUAUUGCAUCUACUUAUUCUUUGCUUGUUAAUGUUAUCUGUGCGUGGUUUCAUAGAUCAUGAAAUCACCUGGGCCUGAACAUAAAUCAUUUCUUUAUAGCAAACAUUAUUUGCUGUUCCCAUUUUGAGCAUUGUUCUAAGUAUAAAAAAUACCAAAUGUUGUGUGGUUAUAAAAUAUUUUUCCUUGCAUUGAGGCAUCAUUUUUUCGUGAUUGCAGUGGUAUUUGUAUUUUACACUCAUUGAAUUUUACUCAAUAUAUUCCACUACUUGUUUAUAGGUGAAUAAAAAAUCUUUUUAAGGUUUGUGGUAUUAUUGUAUCCAUCUCUAUUCUUUGUUGUUGCUUAUAUAUAGUAUGUAAUUUUUUAAAAAUCAUAUAAAUAUGUAUAAUAAAUGUGCAUCACUAUAUUUACAAAUAUACUUUUGUUUAUUACAGUGUUUAUGAGUGUAACCAUUUAUCCUUUAAUCUUUUAUAUUUUUUUGCCUUCAUAUAAUUUUUUUACAGAAUGCACAGACAUACAUUGCCAUUCAUGACAGAUAGCAGCUGUAUACUAGAGAUGAACCAUUUGAAUCCUUAAACCCUCAAACUCCAUUGAAUCUCUAGUAUUUGCAAAAUUUAAGAUUCUAAGAAGAUUAUACAAAAAAAUAUAUUAUGGAGGAAAUUAAGUAAAUUAAACAUUCAACAUUGACAACUAUAAAGUUCACUAGUCCCUUUGUGUUGUACAUUGUACAAUCCUAUUACCAAAUCCUCAGAUAUUUUACUUUUAAUAUGUACUUAUGUAAAUAAUACUAUGGUAUGUAUUGAUUCUGGAAACUUAGUUUGUGAAACAAAAAUUUAAAGGUCAAAUGUUUGAACACUGUUGUACAUCUGCCUUGCUCGUGAUGGUUGGCAUCACUGAUAACAGGUGAAUGUCAGUUCCGGUUAUGGCGCCUGUAUAUGUACCACGGUAAACGGACAAUAAAGAAUAUUAAGUGCUAA
Messenger RNA from Bacillus rossius redtenbacheri, 10720 nucleotides. RefSeq lists its product as uncharacterized. Lineage: Eukaryota; Metazoa; Arthropoda; Insecta; Phasmatodea; Bacillidae. The coding region runs from base 803 to 2539 and encodes 578 amino acids. The record is from RefSeq and is a predicted model, not a curated record. The transcript has 12 exons. Gene Ontology annotation, biological process: autophagosome-lysosome fusion.